Molecule: messenger RNA, 534 nt
Organism: Prunus armeniaca (apricot)
Lineage: Eukaryota; Viridiplantae; Streptophyta; Magnoliopsida; Rosales; Rosaceae
Source: the annotation of a GenBank genome assembly
AUGGUGACGACAAGAAGACAGGCGGCCUCUGCAACUCCGGACCCGAAAACGCCCCAAAAUGCUCCGAAUCCCAACCCAAAUACCCGAAACCCUCGAACACCAUUUUCCACCACGGCCAUCAUCUCCGCCUCCGUCAAAUCUGUCUUAUUGCAUGAUUGGUGGCUGGUAAAGGCUAAAGGAAAGGGCUUGGCUGUUGGAGGUCUUUCUUCUAGAGAUGGACUAGGAGUAAGAGUUUUUAGCUCAGCAGAAAUUUCCAAGAGACACACGGCCACUGUUCUUGAGACAGCAGAUGGGAUCAUGGUUACAGUUACUGGCUUCUUAGAUAGGUCUCGCACGCAUCAAAAUGGCCUUCCCCCAGAGCUAUACAAUCACUUUCUGCUUGGAUUUCCAUUUAACUGGGAGGAGUACGCUGCUGUUGAUUUGGGUGAAGAUUCUACUGACAUAGGUGCUUCAUUGAGGAAAUCAGCUUCGCAAAAGUUCAACGUGCCUUCAAGAAACAACGAAGUUAUGGAGACUCUGAUUAUCGUUCACUAG